Molecule: messenger RNA, 489 nt
Organism: Ambispora gerdemannii
Lineage: Eukaryota; Fungi; Glomeromycota; Glomeromycetes; Archaeosporales; Ambisporaceae
Source: the annotation of a GenBank genome assembly
AUGGCAGACGCGGUAACUCGACGACUGUUAAAAGAAUUAAGAGACUUUCAAAAAGAACCAAACCCUGAUUUGGUAGAAUUAACACCUACCCAAGAUGACGAUAUUCUCAGUUGGCGAGCAGUUCUUCGCGGGGAAAAUGAUACACCUUAUGAAGGCAAGAAUUUUUUAUUUUAUUCUAUAAUAACAUAUCCUAUCCACCCGCCAAAAAUUAAGUUUAUAACAAGAAUUUGCCAUCCGAAUAUCUCUUUUAAGACAGGAGAAAUAUGUUUGGAUAUUUUGAAAACGGCAUGGAGUCCCGCAUGGACAUUACAAUCCGCUUGCAUGGCAAUUCGAUUGCUAUUGUCGACUCCCGAGCCAAAUAGCCCAUUGAAUUGCGAUGCUGAAUUUCAAAUGAGAAUGGCGAAUCAUUAUCAUGAGAAAAACAAAUUGGAAGAAUGGGAUUCGUAUUAUCAUGUUGAUAGUGGAGUUGGUGUUGCUCCGUCUUAUUAA